UCGAUUUACGUGCAUUACCUUCUUCACUACUCAUUCUCAACUUCAACUCGCCUUACAAUAUGAUUUCCGCUAUCUUCGAUGGUGCCGCCCAUGUCACCGUCGCUGGGUGCCUCGGAGCAUUCUUUUUCAAACACACUGUGGUGGAUCGGACGUCCAAGGCCAUCAAAGAAGCGGAGAACGUCACCGCUGGCCUGGUCAUAUCCGAAUUCUGUAUUUCUGUCGCGGUACUAGUUCUAGCUUCCAACGAGACCGCCCGGAUACUCCUCAGUAAAGAUGGUCAACCCCCUCCGAAGCACAAUUUAGCCGAGCUCAACGCACCUCUCAUUUGCAACAAAGUGUCCGAUUUCUCUACUGCAGCAGACUCAAUUUUAUCCAAUCCAAUUGCAACCGAACCUUGCAGCAUUCCGCCAUCCAUAUCAAUUGCAACCGAACCUCGUAGCACUCCGCCAGACUUAACAAUUUCACUGAAUUCAAUCGCAAAUGACUCCUGCACUUCGCCAUCUACUACAUGUUCCGCAAUAUGCACGCCAAUCCUGCCAACUUCGCCGGUUCAAAAUACCAAGCGCCUCUCAAUCGAUUCCGGCACCACCCUUGUUGACCACGAUGACGACUUCGUGAAGGGUUUCUUUGAUGCGGACCUUCGUGAAAGUACUAUCCCCCAGGACGACAGCGACUGCUCCAGUAGCGACCUACUCCCAUGGACGAAAGCACUAACGAUCAAUAACUCGAGUGGACCCUUUCAACGGCCUGGGACGCAACUCCAGCCAAAUAUCCUAGAGGAUGGACAUCUGACGACCACCGACAUUUCGCUUCUUGUGGACGCUUCCACUCAAACGAUCACGCCUCGACUGAAACCCCCGGAUACGAAACGGCAUCAAAAUUUCCGCCCGGCAAGGCACAAGUGCGAAUCUAGAUCUACUCGCUUGGCCGCUGUCCGUGGCAGCAUCGAACGCACCCACUCCAAGCAACUAGAACACGCUACUGUGAUCGAUGACCUUGAACAACUACAUGACGAUCUCCUCGCCGACCAAACCGCUCUGGUCGAUGGCUGGGCAGCUGCCAUGGCCCAGCUUGGACUCCCCUCUAUGCUGUCGCCUGCACCACUGCUUCUGGAUCAGAAGACGCCCGACUCAGGAAAUUCGAUCGAAAUUAUUCAAGACCGACACCUUCACCCACAAUUCUACUCCCGAGGUCCCCUACGACCAAAUACCGAAGAUCUGCAACGGCCUCCCUCGCUGUCCCCUACGACCUGGAGCUUCAUGCCCGCGAGGUUGAAGGCCACCACUGGCCGCGUACAAACUAUGUCUUCGCGCCGCCCGGUUAUACCUGCAGUCUUCGACGUCGGACGUCCCCUACGACCAAUCCCGACACAACCGCAACCGCAUAACCGCCUCCUUCUUGUCUCACGCGACUUGGAGUUGAAGGCCACCGUCCGCGGCUCGCACAUACGUCUAUCUCAAGUCUCUUCCCUUGUCUUCGCCAUCGUGUAAAUGGCCCUCGAUUUAUUUCUUUGUCUUUGUAUUUCUCCUACCGGUAUCUACUUCGCAGAUCAUGGACUGCCUGUGACUUAUGGACGCGUCUUCUUUUAUCGAUAUGUACUCAGCAGACGUUGAACUGCCCAUUUCUUUUGUAACUUGUAGACACGAUUUGCCUUGUUUCUUUUGCAGUUUGGAAGCAUUUUUUCAUCUAUGAUAUAUAUCAUUUAACGAUGUUUCCAUAUUUUCGUAU
Molecule: messenger RNA, 1728 nt
Organism: Suillus fuscotomentosus
Lineage: Eukaryota; Fungi; Basidiomycota; Agaricomycetes; Boletales; Suillaceae
Exons: 4
Coding region: 60-1490 (476 amino acids)
Source: RefSeq, a predicted model, not a curated record